UAAAAAAAAAAGAUCUUGCUUGACAUUUUGAAUACAAGCCUAUUAAGAAAGAUUUUCUGCCUAUUAAUUUAUCAUACAGAAUUCAUAGAUGGGAACCAUGUAUUUAAUAUUCGUGUUUGCAGAAUUUUGUCUUUCUUCCUCCAAAGUCACUUUCAUGCUUAAGGUAGUGUUACGCCCAGAGUCCUCGAAUAAGUCUCCUCGUUAGUUUAUGUUACAAGAGACUAAAGAGAAGUUUAGAGUAGGACGGAACAAAUCGUUGGUCUCGCACACACAUGUUAUAAGUCGUAUGCGACGAGUCAAACGCAGCAAGUGAGCUCGAUUUAUAGGUCAGUGUCACAACACCCUAUGACGCUUACUUGAACUCGCACGUUUGUCUGGUCCUUAUUUCGUGUAAGCAAAUUGAAUCACUUUUACACGGGAUCGGACCUAAUGCUACCCUUUUUAAGAGCAAGGGAUCGGAGGUUCAGGAGUCAAAUAAGGGUAAAAAGUUUUGAUUAAAAUUUAUACAUUUAUUUAAUAAUAAAAAUUAUACUUUGACAUGAAGUUAAGUUAACAUUUAAAUUUAUUUAGCAUUAUAAUAAAAAAAUUUAUAACUUAACGAACUUAAAGUAGUACAUAUGUUUUUAAUCGUUGUAUAAGUGAAUUUAUAAACGUGUAUAUGCAUGUGUGAAGAGAGUGAGAGAUUCGGUGCCGAAAGGGAAACAAGCUUAAGAAUAUAAUUUUGUAAAGCUAAGACGGUUAAGGGAUGUUUGAUUUAGGUAGAAAAAAGUUAAUAAAAUCUUAACUAGAAUAUGGGAAACUUAAAUUCUAAACGUAUUACAUUAGAAGAAUUGAAUUCACUCCUUUUUCUUUUCAGGAAAAUUUGGCGGAAGAGAAUUAAAAACUUCAAAAAUUUCUUCGAUCCUUUCGGGUGGGAAUCGAUUUACAAAGUUUUCCGCUUCCUCGCGAGAAAACGGAGGAAAUUCGAACGCGGGGGAAUAAGAAUCCUCGAGUGGCCUUCGGAUCGGGGAAUCGGGAUUUCGGUAGAAAAAGUCAAGAGGCGAAGAUGUUAGAGGGAAAAUGAUUAUCAGGGAAAAGAUUUAUCAACACAAAGAUGUGCUCACGAAAUCAUGCGACGUUGACUUGGUUACAGAAUGGGAUCAAAAAGUAGAAAAUCUUUUAAUUGGCGGAAUAUCUUCCAAAUAUCCCGAUCAUAGGUUUAUUGGCGAAGAGAGCACUGCCUCAGGACAAAAAGUAGAAUUAACAGAUGCUCCAACAUGGGUAAUUGAUCCUAUUGACGGCACGAUGAAUUUCGUCCACGGAUUACCAUACACGUGCGUUUCGGUUGCGUUGCUUAUUAAUAAAGUAGCGGAAAUAGGAAUAGUAUAUAAUCCAAUUAUGGAGCAACUUUUCACCGCUCGCAAAGGUCAGGGCGCUUUUCUCAAUGGCGCUCCUAUUCACGUAUCCAACGAAAAGGAAUUGCGUAAGGCACUAGUAAUGGUAGAAAUGGGAACUAGCAGGGAUUCAGAAAAACUGAAAAUAGUUUUGCAAAAUAUAGCGCUCCUUACAUCACACGUUCACGGAAUACGAUCGUUUGGUUCGGCGGCUCUGAAUAUGUGCAUGGUAGCUAUUGGUGGUGCUGAUGUUUCUUUUGAAUUUGGUAUACAUGCAUGGGACAUCGCAGCCGGAGAUCUUAUUGUUCGAGAAGCCGGAGGUGUGUCGAUAGAUCCAGCUGGAGGUCUAUUUGACGUGAUGAGCAGAAGAACAUUAUGCGCAUCGUCGAUGGAAUUAGCUCAACAACUUUCCAAAAUAUUAAUCCAAUAUUAUCCAGAGCGAGAUUAAAAAGCUUGGAAAGUUCAUGUACAAAAUAAAGAGAUUAUACUUUAUACGGAUCGAGAAAUAAAUCGUUAAGAGGAUGCUAAAGUACCACGAAUUACCGACAUUUA
This is a messenger RNA of Solenopsis invicta (red fire ant), 1925 nucleotides long. RefSeq names its product inositol monophosphatase 1. Lineage: Eukaryota; Metazoa; Arthropoda; Insecta; Hymenoptera; Formicidae. The record is from RefSeq and is a predicted model, not a curated record. Bases 1060 to 1821 code for a protein of 253 amino acids. The transcript is spliced from 6 exons. Gene Ontology annotation, biological process: signal transduction; inositol metabolic process; phosphatidylinositol phosphate biosynthetic process. Gene Ontology annotation, molecular function: inositol monophosphate 1-phosphatase activity.